AGCCAGUUAGGACACGGAACCAGUUUUCCAUACAGUACCGGCCCGGGAGGAGGCAGGCCAGAUUAUUCGACGGGCCCCCAAAGACACGACGACCCCCUCUCCCUCCAUCAAGCCCUAGGUCAGGCCGUGGAAGAGGCCCAAGGGGGCUUGGACGACAACACUGGGUUCAUCACGGACCUGCCGUUGUUGAAAAGUAUGAAAGGAGGCAAAGAUCACGCAGGCGGCUCCAUGGUGUCCCCCAGCGACGUGUUCUGUUCUGUACCUGGUAGACUAUCCCUUCUUUCCUCGACGUCGAAGUACAAAGUGACGGUGGGGGAAGUACAACGUCGCCUCUCCCCUCCGGAGUGUCUGAACGCUUCCCUGCUUGGAGGAGUGCUAAGGAGGGCUAAAAGCAAGAACGGGGGUCGCAUCCUCAGAGAGAAGUUGGAGAAAAUCGGACUCAACUUGCCGGCAGGGCGACGGAAAGCUGCUAAUGUGACUCUCCUGACGUCCUUGGUGGAAGGAGAAGCCAUACAUUUAGCGAGAGACUUCGGAUACGUUUGCGAAACCGAAUUUCCCGCGAGGCAGGUCGCGGAAUACCUCCUGAGACAGCACGGCGAAACUAUGCGGAGAAAGGAACUCCUCCAAGCCACCAAACAAGUCACGAAAGAGCUGAUGGAUCUUCUGAACCAAGACCGCUCCCCGUUGUGCAACACCCGACCACAAAUCCUCCUCGAUCCUUCGAUCCAGAGGCACCUCACGCACUUCUCGCUGAUCAGCCACGGCUUCGGCAGCCCCGCCAUAGUGGCCGCAUUAACCGCCAUACAAAACUUCCUGAGCGAGUCCCUGAAGCACCUCGACAAAGUUUUCCCGAAUCAAAAUGCCCAGCAAGGGCAACCGAUGCUGGUGACUUCUUCCCUGGACAAGGCCAAGUUAGACGAUAAGAAGUGACGACUUAAGAAUCUCUUGUAUGUUGUGAUCUAAUUGACUAAUAUUAGAAGAUUGCCUUGCGAUCUGGUGGGAACUGAACACGAUUUUCUGAUAAAUGUAGCUAGAAUCGCAUGAUUUUUUCUCAUUUAUUGAUUUGGUGAAGAGGUUUUCGACCAAAGAAUGUAAAAUUCUCUCAUGACCUGAAUUACUUGAAUGUUAAAUCCCAGAUAAGGAAGGACCGAUGGAUAUCUACUGUACGUCCAAUUUAUGCCCAAAAUAUAUAUCAUGAACCUCGUUAAGUAUACCAACCUGAACGUCUAUGAGAUAUCCUCGGAGAAUAUUCAUUAUAAGUUCACCGAGGAAUGUCUUACGGAUAUACACUUCAUGCCUAUGGAUACUCCUGCCUGAGCUAGACACAAAUUGGAUAUUCAUUGGAUAUCUGGAAUUGUCUGGAAUCUAACACUUCAUCUAGAACUAUAACUUACCUUAUCGAAGAUAAUGAAGCAAUGGUUGAAGAGAUCCAAAAACUAGAGAUUGCCUUCUUGAUGUUUUGAGGUUUACAAUGGCAUAUUGUGUUGUAGGUAAAUUUGCGAAUCACUAUUACAGUACGGCGAAUGGAUCUUUACACAUGCAUCAUCAAUUUGUGCAUCCGAAAUAAGUCGACAAAGUAAUGAAAACAAUAAAUUAGAACCUAACAUUUAGGUGAAAAAUAUAUAUAUUCUUCAGCCGUGCAUCGUAACAAAGCUGUUGCCCCUUUGAGUAGCAAUUUUACUGUGGGAAAUUUAUGAAAGUGAUAAAAGAACUAUCAACUCAACACGUGGUCUGGAAAGUCCCGGGCCUAAG
Molecule: messenger RNA, 1752 nt
Organism: Leptinotarsa decemlineata (Colorado potato beetle)
Lineage: Eukaryota; Metazoa; Arthropoda; Insecta; Coleoptera; Chrysomelidae
Gene: TfAP-2
Product: Transcription factor AP-2
Biological process (GO): regulation of cell population proliferation; anatomical structure development; regulation of transcription by RNA polymerase II
Cellular component (GO): nucleus
Molecular function (GO): RNA polymerase II transcription regulatory region sequence-specific DNA binding; DNA-binding transcription factor activity, RNA polymerase II-specific
Source: RefSeq, a predicted model, not a curated record